GAUACGCUAUCCUCUUCUGUUCUUAAAGAUACAUCAAAAGAUUUUCUUCAAUUACACACACUGCCGCUCUCUACUUCUUCUUCUUCUUCUUCUUCUCGAGCCAAAAAUUCUUUCUUAACUCUUUACUUUCUUUGAAGAGAGAAUCUUAAGGUGAGACAUAUAAAAGGACAGUGAGAGUGUAUAGUAACACAAAACAGAACAACAAAAAAGAAAUGCAGAGUUUCAAGGCAGUUCCAGCUAACCCACAAAUGUACUACCACUCCAACUUCUUUCUUCGGGGAGAUGGAAGUGGGAGAGACCAGACACGUUUUUCGGAUCUUGGAGAGCUUGAACAAUCCGCUGCUGCUUUUCAUCACGAUGAUGCUGUUGAUUUAAGCCCAAACUCAAUCUUCAAUAUAAAACCGGUUAGUGUUGCUGUUGUUCCUAAUAGCCUACACUAUGGGACCUUGAACACGAGCAUUGGGUGUGUGGACACUGGGCAGCAAUUCGGUAUUGGUGCUGCUUUGGGAAACGGACAGCAUAUUGAGAACUGGGGUGACUCUGCCAUGGCUGCAGACACCAGCCAACAAACUGAAACUUCCACAGAUGUUGACACCGAUGAUAAAAACCAAUUUCAUGGAGUUCAGAAUGGAGCACUUGUGGCUGUAGAUUCCAUGGAACAAUCUAAGGGAAAAUCUGGUGACCAAAAGAUACUCAGAAGGCUGGCUCAGAAUAGGGAAGCUGCAAGGAAGAGCCGUUUGAGGAAGAAAGCAUAUGUCCAGCAGCUGGAGAAUAGUCGACAAAGGCUAACACAACUAGAGCAAGAGCUCCAACGAGCACGCCAGCAGGGUUUCUUUAUUGCACCUGGUAUUUCUGGGGAUCAUAGUCAUCCAAUGGCUGGAAAUGCUGCCCUAGUAUUUGAUAUGGACUAUGCACGCUGGCUUGAUGAACAUCAAAAGCUGAUCAAUGAUCUAAGAUCAGCUGUGAAUUCUCAUAUGGGUGAUAAUGACUUGCACCUUCUUGUUGAUGGCGUAAUGGCGCAUUAUGAUGAAAUUUUCAGGCUGAAAAGCAUUGGUGCAAGGUCUGAUGUAUUUCACAUGCUUUCUGGCAUGUGGAAGACACCUGCCGAGAGGUGUUUCAUGUGGUUGGGAGGAUUCCGUUCAUCUGAACUUCUCAAGAUACUGGGGAACCACCUCGAACCUUUGACAGAUUCACAGCUGAUGGGCAUAUGUAAUUUGCAGCAAUCUUCCCAGCAGGCUGAAGAUGCCUUAUCACAAGGGAUGGAGGCUUUGCAACAAUCCCUUGUGGAGACACUUUCUUCAACCUCUUUGGGCCCUAAUGGUUCUGGCGAUGUUGCUGACUACAUGGGACAAAUGGCAAUUGCAAUGGGCAAGCUUGCGACGCUAGAAAAUUUCCUUCACCAAGCUGACCUUUUGAGGCAGCAAACACUGCAACAAAUGCAUCGAAUUUUGACCACUCGUCAAGCUGCUCGUGCUCUUCUGGUUAUCAGCGAUUACAUCUCACGUCUUCGGGCUCUAAGUUCAUUAUGGUUAGCACGCCCUAGGGACUGAUAUUUUACUUCAACAAAUUCCUGGCUUAGGACUACAGUAAUGCUUUUUACAUAAUUGAUUGGCUAUCUACCCUCUACUAGGAACUCUAUAGAAGCUAUGGGACCAUCAAGAUGGAGAACAAUUAUGCGGAAUGGUCCUAGAGAGUCUAUUUCUGUAGCUGCUGUUCUGUUAUGCCAAUCAUAGAUAAGGUUCGGCUCUUGGCUUGUAAAAUAGUGCCUGAGCGGUGGUUCCCUUAAAUUUGUAAUUCAGGAAUGUCUUCCUAGGCAUGGAUGGAUAGUGAUGACCACGGUACAAUGUGAUAAUAUUCUUCUAAUAUAAGCUGAUGCUUGAAAGUUGAAAGCAUUUAACCGUAGUUAA
Molecule: messenger RNA, 1907 nt
Organism: Quercus robur (English oak)
Lineage: Eukaryota; Viridiplantae; Streptophyta; Magnoliopsida; Fagales; Fagaceae
Product: transcription factor TGA2.2
Exons: 11
Coding region: 213-1550 (445 amino acids)
Biological process (GO): regulation of DNA-templated transcription; DNA-templated transcription
Molecular function (GO): DNA-binding transcription factor activity; sequence-specific DNA binding
Source: RefSeq, a predicted model, not a curated record